Nerophis lumbriciformis (worm pipefish) is the source of this 1857-nucleotide messenger RNA. RefSeq names its product diphthamide biosynthesis 2 (gene dph2). Gene Ontology annotation, molecular function: 2-(3-amino-3-carboxypropyl)histidine synthase activity. Gene Ontology annotation, biological process: protein histidyl modification to diphthamide. Lineage: Eukaryota; Metazoa; Chordata; Actinopteri; Syngnathiformes; Syngnathidae. The record is from RefSeq and is a predicted model, not a curated record.
UGUAUGAAGAAGAAAAAACGGAAGUGUGCCGUGCUAUCGUCGAUAAAACAUGUGCAGGUCAAAAUUACUUUUUAGCAAAUCUAAUAGUUAGUUAAUGUAAUUUGAACACUCUUGUAAGGUUGUUGUGCAUACAAAUUGACGAGUAACACGACAACUGGAGAUGGAUAGAGUAAAAUUUGCCGAUAAGUGAAGUAUACCAAAAUAACGUAAGUAAUAGCUGUGAAUUGUAAUUAAGUCAGUGUCAUGUUAACACAACACCUUAUUAGUUGAUCGUACUGCGUUUAAACAACGUUAAAGUUGUCAACGUGUGGUUAAACGUAACUGGAAACGUAACCAUUAUAAGUAAUUAUUAUCAAGAUUGCAGUGCUUCCUGUGUAGACAUGGCUGAUGCAUUCAGUAGCAGCUCGGAAAUUGCAAUGCUGCGUCAGUUUGACGUCCAAGUGAAGAAACGAACUCCUCUGGACAAGCUUGAUGAAUUUUAUCAGGUUAAUAAGACCUGUGACUUCAUUUGUCAGAAUCACUUCGAGAAGGUAGCCUUGCAGUUUCCUGAUGACCUCCUGCAUGACUCCACUGCCGUUGCAGCUGAGAUAGAGAGAACUACUCAAACAAAAGUUUUCAUUCUCGGAGAUACAUCAUAUGGCAGUUGCUGUGUGGACGAGGUGGCAGCAGAGCACGUAGGGGCAGACUGCUUGGUUCAUUAUGGUCACGCCUGCCUGAGCCCCACUAAAAGACUACCUGUCAUGUACGUCUUUGACAGAGGACACCUCGACCUGGACAGGUGUACCUCAGCCUUCACUGAACUGUAUCCUGACACACAAGCCAACAUCCUCCUAUUCUAUGAUGUCAGAUACACACACGCUAUGGAUGACGUGAUGACAAAGUUGUGUGUCGUUUAUCCAAACGUUGUAUUGUCACAAAUCGCAGUGGAAAGCGAGUGUUGUCACAACUACAACAGGACUGAAAGUAAAUGUGAAGAAGACACGAAUAAAGAGAGUUACUUUGGAAGAAAGUUUAUUUUGAAGAGCGGACUGAGCGUGGAGGACUGCAAUAUUUUUUACGUUGGUCAAGAGGGAUCAACUUUAAUAAACUUGAUGAUGACCUUGAACCGCUGUUCCUUCACCUCCUUUGACCCCAAUACGUCGUCAGGAAGAGUCGAGUCAGCGAAUAUCAAUCGUGCUCUGAUGAAACGUUAUUAUGCCAUAGAGCGUGCCAAGGAUGCCAAUGUGGUCGGCAUCCUAGUGGGCACUCUUGGCGUGUCGGACUACUUGUCCAUCCUCCAGCAGUUGAAGGACGUUAUACACGCGGCCAACAAGAAGACGUACGUCUUCGCUAUGGGAAAAAUUAAUGUGCCGAAACUCGCAAACUUUUUGGAAAUUGAUAUUUUUGUUUUGAUCGCUUGUCCUGAAAACUCCUUGUUGGAUUGUGCUGACUUUUAUCGACCUGUGGUGACGCCUUUUGAGAUGGAAAUGGCCUGCAACCCAAACAGGAAGUGGACUGAAGAAUAUGUUACAGACUUUAGACAUCUUCUACCAGGUGGACAAAGUCAUGUACUUUUGUCUGGCGGCCAAGAAGAAGAAACGGAGACAAACAUGUCUUUAAUCACAGGAUCUAUGAGAAGCUGCAAGAUGAACACAGAAGAAGUAGUUAUUUCACAGAAUUCUUCUCUGGUCCUCAGAAAUCAGACCUUGACUGUUGCUAACACAAACUCAGCAGCAUCUUUUCUGGCCAAUCGCAGUUGGCGAGGAUUAGAGCAGAAGUUGGGAGAAACGCCUGUGAUGAAAGCUGUGGCGGGCAGGAAGGGCAUUGCCAUCGCCUACGAAGAUGAAGGAGCAGCUUCAUGAUCACAUUACUGUAAAU